AUGACAGACCGCGUAGCAGGUCACAGCCCACUGAAACUCCUGGCUGAGGUGUAUCAGCACCUGUUUGCUAUGGGGAUCAACUGGGGCUGGAUCGUUGUCGUCUUCUACUUUGUGUACAGAGUCAUCGCCCAGGGAGGCAAAGGAAGGAUCUUCAAAGUAGGGGUCUCUGCAGUGCCAUCCCUGAAGAGGCUGGGGGUGGGUGCUUAAAAGUCGGCCGGAUUAUCAGGUGGCUUUUGCAACACGGCUGUGCCUUCUCAUUCCAGUAACCUAACAAUUUCUAGAGGCAAAUUAACAACGCGGAGGACACAUUUUAGGUCCAUUUUGACCAAGGAACGUGCCAACAGCUGCAUCCCUAUCUGUCAGCCAUAAUAGUCCCUUGGGGGCAACUUGGGACAGUCACUCUUUCGGUCUUGCCUACCUCACAGGGUUGUUGUGAGGAAAACACAGACUGCACUCCUGUGCUUACUUACCUGGGAGUAAACUCCAUUGAACACUAGGAUUUACCAAAUACCAUAUGGAAUCCUGUUCUCAUUCAUUUUGGAGUUAGUCCCACUGAACUCAGGCUGGCAAACCACUUCCUCCAGCACACACCUAAUGAUGCUUACUCUGAAUUAAGUCCCACUAAAUUCAAUGGCGCUUACUCCCUAGUGAGGGAAUCUAGGGUGAUGUCCUUAAGACUGUCACAAGCUGCCAACUUUUAUUCUCUCUCUCUCUCCUAUUCUCUCUUUCCUUCACGCCCUUACCCAUUUUUGGCGGGAAGAAUGAAGAUCUUGCCUGAAGAAGAGUUCUGGUGAACUCUAAAGGUUACUCAUUACUCUGCAUUUUUUGUUACUCAUAAAGGUAUGCAGUGUUAAGAGAGUUAUAGUACCUCUGGUGAGGGACAUAUCAUGCUGCUUCUGGGGUACUUUGUUCACCUUUUGUCCCCACUCUGCACUCAGCUCUCACCUGUGGCUCCUAGAAGCUGUCAGCAUGGGUCAGUGGCCACACCCUGGGAACGGCUUUGGCUGACCAGCUAAAUGAGGUGAGGGUAGCCAAUUGGUUUCAAACCCUCAGUGAGUUAGAGACUUCCCCUUCAUGAAAAGACUGGCUUCAGCGGGUUGAGCAGACAAGACCAAUAGUGAGUUCCAAUGGUCAAGAAGAUGGCUUCUGCCCGUGCUGUGAAGGUAAGUGAGGGGCAGAUGGGGCUUGUCGAUCUGGGAAGGCAGCCCAUCUAGAAGAAGGAACACUCCAGUCCUAAACUUCUGCUGCCUUGUGGGACAUCUUUGGGAGAAGAAAAAGCUAAGGAGUAAACCCUACACAAAUCUGGAGUGGAGUCCCUAAGAUGGUUAGAUGGUGCCUUGUAUGCCUCCUUCUGGCAACUCCUGCGGCCAAGCUGGUGCCAAACAUAUUGCUCUGCUUUCCUUUGGGGCCACAUCAGCGAGUCCAAGAGGGGGGUCUUGUCAUUGGACCUCCAUACAUACCACCCAGGCUUGCGCCCCAGGGAGGUCACUGCUGCUAGUGCAGAGAUUUGACUUCACCCCUGGAGGCACACACCAUAGUCUCUCGAGACAGAUAGAUGCCAACAACAAAAAAGGUAUUAUACUACUGUUAAGUCUGGCUUCUCUCUACUGAAUGAGUGGCAGCAUUUCUUUAUUUCCUCAACUCUAUUCCAGUUCCAGUUGGUUUGCCACACUGGUGGAUUGGCCUUCCUAAGGAACCAACUGGCUGCCUGGAUCCAGCAGCUGGGAGGCUGGGUAAGUGACAUAUAUGGGCAGGAAUCUAUAGGGCGGGGGCAUUAUUUGGAGUUAUAGUCAAGGAGUGGAAGGACUCUUCUGUUCUCAGAAGAAGACAUCAGAAGUCAAUAGCAGUCAAUGGUAUAUUAUUCCAGGUUCAAAAUUCUCACUGUCUCCAGUUAGACAUUACGGCAGGGAUAGGGAACCUUUGGCCCAUUGGAUGUUUUUGACUGCAACUCCCAUCUGACACAGCCAGCAAGACCAACAGCCAGGGAUGAUGGGAGAUGUAGUUGAACAACACCUGGAGGCCACAGGUUCUUGCUUGAGAUUCUGGAGCAUCUAGUGCUAGAGAGCUGCCAGCCAUGGUAGACAAUAUCGGCCCAGAUGCACCAAUGGUGUGACUUGGUACAAGUACAGUGGUACCUCGAAUUACAGGUGCUUCAGGAUACAGACGCUUCAGGUUACAGACUCCACAAACCCUGAAGUAGUACCUUGAGUUAAGAACUUUGCUUCAGGAUGAGAACAGAAAUCGCACGGCGGCAGCGGGAGGCCCCAUUAGCUAAAGUGGUACCUCAGGUUAAGAACAGUUUCAGGUUAAGAACGGACCUCCAGAAUGAAUUAAGUUCUUAACCCGAGGUACCACUGUAUAUGAACAAAAGAAAACAGUGUCCUUCAUGUCUAUUAAGUGAAGCUAUUUUUAAGCUGGCUCUGAAUCACAUUUCUCUUUGGGGUUUACUUGUUCUGUUGAAUUGCUGCUGUGGUGCCUCUUGGGCUAACUUAAAAAGCAUUAUUACUUGUAGGUUUUAGCAGGGCGUAGGCAUGCCACAGUUGUCAAACCCAGGCCAAUCCCAGCCUACCUUUCAGAUGCUUCAGAUCUUUUCUAAUAGGUUUACUUGUUUCAAAAUUGUUCCAUGGGCAGUUUGCAUCUCUGAAGGCAAACUGAGCACACAAACACGAGGUUCAGAACCUUGGACAAUUUCAUUCAUCAAAAGGGCAAGUUUUUAGUUCUUAAGACUGAAUACAGUAUAGGUUUGACAAGACUAUGAGAGAAGUACUUGAGGAAAACAUCAGAAGCUGAAUGGCUACCACGACAUAAGUUAUUCCAUGAUUAGUCUGUAGGUCUUCAUACAUACUUUGAUCCUAGAAGCAAAAAAGUAAAUUAUGCAAGUAACAGAGGGCUUCAUCACACAUCACAGAAAACCAGGUUAAAUCAUUGUUAAGUAAACCAUAGUUAAGCCACGAUCCCUGACAUACCAUUAUGUCCAAAGUAGGGAUUGUGGUUUAUUUUGCCAUAGCAUAACACAAACAAUAAGCAAAGAACAAACUUUGGGGUGAGCUAUAAACUCAUUGAACUUAACAGGCCUCCAUAAGUCAUGCCCAUUAAUUUCAAUGGGCCUACUCUGAAUCUGACUAGCAUUGGACAGAGCCCUGUGUGAGUCGUUGCUGUUUUAAGGCUUGAAAUGCCACAGUUCCUGAUUCAGCCAUAAUGCGAAGUCAGGGGUUGUGGUUUGUUAACUCACAGCAGAAGUGGUGGGGAGACUAACAGCCCAGACCAGGACGUUCAGUGUAAACCAAGGAUGGGAGACAUAAGGGCCACAUUCCUUUCUGGGCAAGCUUCUGGGGGCCACUUGCCAGUGACGGGCAGGGUCAGAGGCCGAAGUGGGCAGAGCAACCAAUGUGACUGUGGUUUAUGGCCAGCAUUAUGUUCAUGUGAAUUAACUGUGUGCCCGCCUAUUAAUGGCAAAUUGGCAUUGGACAAGAGUGGACCCUGCUGCUGGCCUGCAUUAAGAGUCAUGCCAGAAAGUUGUAUAAACCCUUACUUGAUAAACCAGUUCAAUACUGUGUGGUGCCUGAAUUCAGUAAACACACUUUGGAUAGGUAGAUCAUUGACAAGUGUUUUAAUCUGUUUUUAGCUUAUAGUUGAUUUCAAUAAUUAUUAUUAUUAUUUAAUCAAUCUUUUAAAUAGUUGCUUUUAACUUUUUAAAGGAUAUUUCAAUUGUCUUUUUUAUUUGUACAUAUAUUUUAAAUUUGUAUACAGCCCUAUAACCGCAGGUCUCUUUGAGGUGGUUGUUGUUUUAAACAGUCAAGUGGUAUAUAGAUUUUAUGAAAUAAAAUUAAAUAUAAAUAAACAAGGUUAAAGUGACAACAUAGUCACAAUACCCUGAGAUUGGGGGUACUUCUUCGAUGGGAAGAGACGAGUCUCCCCCCCCCCUCCGCCCAGUCGCUUGGGAGAUACUUUAAACAUCAGUUUGCAAAGUUUACAAAAUAACAUUUAGAGAACACUUGGCUACUACUGCUGAUAUAAUAUCUUUGUGAGUGAGCUGACACCAGAAUGACUCAGUUCUUGCUCUUCUCUUGCAGAACGCAAUGCUAAACUGGAACCUGUUUCAACUAGAAGUGAGAAAAGAGCCUGCGAAACACCAUUGCUACUAUCAUAAAUUGUGCUUGGCUCCUAUGGUUUGGGAAGGAAUUUAA
This is a messenger RNA of Podarcis lilfordi (Lilford's wall lizard), 4187 nucleotides long. The record is from the annotation of a GenBank genome assembly. Lineage: Eukaryota; Metazoa; Chordata; Lepidosauria; Squamata; Lacertidae.